Molecule: messenger RNA, 5203 nt
Organism: Dromaius novaehollandiae (emu)
Lineage: Eukaryota; Metazoa; Chordata; Aves; Casuariiformes; Dromaiidae
Gene: CHDH
Product: choline dehydrogenase
Exons: 8
Coding region: 2108-3958 (616 amino acids)
Cellular component (GO): mitochondrial inner membrane
Molecular function (GO): choline dehydrogenase activity; flavin adenine dinucleotide binding
Source: RefSeq, a predicted model, not a curated record
GAGCGGGACGGGCGGGGAGACGCGGCCCCGCCGAGGGCAGCGGGACGGGCGCCGGCCGCCCCUUCCCCCGACGGCCAGGCCUGGGCCUCGCUGGGGCCGGCGGGGGUCUGCACCUAAAUUCGUCCGUAAAGCAGGCAGAAAAAGCGAGGUAAGCGGGCUCGAACAGUUUCAGCAGUGGACAUGAAGUUUCCUGCAACGCUUUCGCAAGCGGGUGGACUUUUUACUGGCAGAACCAAAGCGAAACUUUGCUGCAGACGCGCUCACAACGGAUUAACAGAAGCUGCGCACACGGUCUGCAGGUCGGAGUGGGAAAAAGCGAGAUCUGCUUUUACCGCCGGGUCGCUGCUUGCAGCCGUGAGCGUCCCUCGAAGAUCCCCAAUGGCUCUGCUGUGCUGCGCGGCCCGUCCGUGCUGCUGGGCGCCCGCACAGGAGCGACCGGUUUUACAUCUGCCAGAGAGUGUUUUUAUCAUUAUUUUCAUCUUGGGAAAAUAGAGAGUAAAAAUUCAGCCAGGGACCAUCUCCUGUUUGUUUCAGGAUAGGUCUGAAGGGACUCUGCUCCCAUACCGCUCCCGCAGGGAGGCCAGGGUGGAUGGGAAUAUGCACAGGCCGUGCGACAAAAGGGCUUGUUAUCCAAAACUAGCGUUUCAGUCAAUCCCACAGUGGAUGCUGGAUUCAAAUUAAAUCCAAACAGUUUGAUUUCUGACCUCCACACUUCAUUUAAACCUCCAAAAUUCAUGAAUCAUCUCUACACUGAUUCUCAAAUUCACUCGGACACCAUGGUCUGGACACUGUUAACAGACUUCACUCCCUACUCAAUUUUUGGAUAUUAAAACUUAAUUCUUUAUCUUGAAUAUUAUACUGCCAGUACUGUUCCAUUUAUUGUUUUUUUCCAACUUAGGUGAAUUUACUGAUAUAAAACAAGAAAGCAAAGAAAAAUGUGCAAUAAAUAACAUUUAAAUCUAAAUCUAAUCCACAUAUGUGAUGAAGUAGAUUCAAAAUACUGCUUAACACUUACUUAAAAGAAAUAUUAUGUAUACCAUUCUUGGCUGGUAAUUCUUCCUUCUAGCCUGGACAGUGACUAGUGUAACUGACUAGGCACAGGAAUUUUUUUUAAAUCAGUCUUAUUUCCAGUUAGAUUAAAGAACAGGACAGCUCUGCUUGGCUAGCAGUAGUGCUGUCCAGUGUCCCUGUAACUUUCCUAGAACCACUUUCUAACUGUCCUUUUGUUCAUAAGGCCACUAGGAAAGCAGGAUACCCAGCGUGCUCUCUUUGUUGUGAACUGCAAGUCCUUUUAAUCUAAAAGGCUAAGAGCCAGCCCAGGGACCUAAUUCCCAGCACUUUGGCUUAGCUUUCUUAGAGAGAGGGCAAACUGAUCUAGUCCUUAGAUGGCCUACACAGCCUCAUACAUAAAUUUUUCUCUCCUUUUUGCCUCACCCACCCUUUUCAGAGAAUGAAAUAAUACUUUCUUCAUCUUUCACAUUUAGGUUUUCCCUUAGAAAAAUACAUUUUCGCAUGUGGCCCCAAAUCAACAGUCACAUAGUUGCAGCAUUAGGUAAUUGGGUGAGAGAAAAAUAAAGUAAAAUAAAAAAAUCAGGGUUUAUUUACCAUGCAAGCCUGAUACUGCAUUUGGCUAUAUGUUACAAUGAUAAAACUGGCCCCCAACAUGUAAUUUUGGAACUCUGUAGCCCACUUGUAGUAAUGUCGCUAACAGCUACAUGUAAUUGUAUUGUAGCAACAGAAUUUUGCUGCUGAGAUGUUCUUCCUCUCCUCACUUUUAAAACCACCGUCUUUAGGCCCUGCUUAGAAGCAUCUGCCUGUAUUUUUGUUAUUUUUUUGUUUUUGUUUUUGUUAAAUGCAGUGAGGUCAACAUUUUUAAGUGCUGAAGCACUCCAGUGAAUAUGCAUAUGCCUAUCUUAUGUUCCUGCAUGCAUUUCUGCAGAUCUGUUAACUGAUUCCUGAAGAACACCUUACUGCAUAAGUUCAUAAAGAAGGCAUGAUGCUUGGGAAUCCAGCUAAGGAUGUACAGUAAUGGCUAAAAAAGACCAAAAGACAACUUCUUGUUGGUGGGAAAAACAUUGGAUUUUAUGACAGAAGUGCUACAAGACUGAUGCUAUCAGUAAAGAUGUCAUAUUUAAUCAAAGGAGUUAAAUAUUACAGUCCUGUGAUUGAAAUGCACAAAGUAAGAGGAGCUCUGUUUAAAGCACGCAUACUAAAGAACGUCCCAGGCAGCAAUGAACAACAAUUUAAAACCUCACGUAUGUUGUCUCAGCUUAGUUCUGAAAAUGCAAACUCUCAUAAUUAUGUCAUUGUUGGAGCUGGAUCAGCAGGGUGUGUAUUAGCCAACAGAUUGACUGAAGACCCUCUCAGUACUGUACUACUUUUGGAAGCAGGCCCUAGAGAUACCCUGCUAGGUAGUAAAAGACUGAUGUGGAAGAUUCAUAUGCCUGCUGCAUUAACAUAUAACCUCUGUGAUGAGAAAUAUAACUGGUAUUACCACACAACACCACAAAAGCAUAUGGAUAAUCGAAUUAUGUACUGGCCCCGAGGCAGAGUGUGGGGUGGCUCUUCAUCACUUAAUGCUAUGGUGUACAUUCGUGGGCAUGCAGAAGAUUAUAAUCGGUGGAGCAGGGAAGGGGCUGUAGGGUGGGACUAUGAGCAUUGCUUGCCUUAUUUUAAGAAGGCACAGACACAUGAACUGGGACCAGAUCAGUACAGAGGUGGAAACGGACCCCUGUAUGUGUCAAGAGGGAAAACCAACCAUCCUCUUCAUCAUGCAUUCCUGGAGGCAGCCCAGCAAGCUGGCUAUCCGUUCACAGAUGAUAUGAAUGGUUAUCAGCAAGAAGGAUUUGGCUGGAUGGAUAUGACUAUACACAAAGGUCAAAGAUGGAGCACAGCUAGUGCUUACCUUCGGCCAGUCAUAUCACGCCCAAAUUUGUCAAUAACAGAGAAGACAAUAGUAACAAAAAUCUUGUUUCAAGGCACAAAAGCCAUUGGUGUUGAGUACAUGAAAAACGGGCAAAGGAAAAAGGCGUUUGCCAGCAAAGAAGUUAUUUUAAGUGGAGGUGCCAUAAAUUCUCCACAGCUGCUUAUGUUGUCUGGGAUUGGCAAUGCAGAUGAUCUAAAAAACCUGGGGAUCCCUGUUGUUUGCCACCUUCCUGGAGUAGGCCAGAACCUCCAAGAUCAUUUAGAAGUGUAUGUCCAGCAAAAGUGCACCAAACCUAUUACUCUGUAUAAUGCACAAAAGCCAAUUAACAUGGUGAAAAUUGGUCUAGAAUGGCUUUGGAAGUUUACAGGUGAGGGAGCAACUGCGCAUUUAGAAUCUGGUGGUUUUAUCCGAAGUCAAGCAGGGGUUCCUCACCCCGACAUUCAGUUCCACUUUCUCCCUUCUCAGGUCAUUGAUCAUGGUCGGGUUGCUUCCACAGUGGAAGCUUACCAGGUCCAUGUGGGACCCAUGAGGAGCACAAGUGUGGGCUGGCUAAAGCUGAAGACUACAGACCCGAAUGACCAUCCUAUCAUUGAACCUAACUACAUGUCAACAGAAAGAGAUAUUUGGGAAUUCCGCCAGUGUGUCAAGUUGACCAGAGAGAUCUUUGCUCAAAAAGCAUUUGAAAAAUUUUGUGGGCCUGAAAUUCAACCAGGAAAUCAUGUUCAGUCUGACAAAGAAAUAGAUGCUUUCAUAAGGCAGAAGGCUGAUAGCGCUUAUCAUCCUUCCUGCACCUGUAAAAUGGGUCAGCUUUCAGAUAGCACUGCCGUAGUUGAUCCCCAGACAAAAGUAAUUGGAGUUGAAAACUUGAGAGUAGUAGAUGCCUCAAUAAUGCCUAGUGUUGUCAGUGGGAAUUUGAAUGCCCCAACUAUUAUGAUAGCAGAGAAAGCCGCAGAUAUAAUUAAGGGGCUCCCAUCACUUCAUGAGAGAAAUGUUCCUGUAUAUAGGCCCAAGACCUUGGAAACACAGCGAUAAACAGUGUUUUCAUCCUCUCACACCUUUUGCCACUUUGGCUAUCACCCCCAUGUUGGUAUCUCAUACUGGAGGUGCCCACAAAAUAAAUGCCAUGCAAAACAACAUAUCAUUGUUAACAUAAUUAUUAAUUUGAUUCACUCCUGGAUAUCAGACUAUCUAAUGAUUUUUUAAAUCGUUUGGCUCAAGCUGUUCAUUUUAGGUAAACAUGGCUUUUGUGGUACAAUAUUAAAUUUUCCUUAAAGAGAAGCGAUUUCUAAAUGACAGGUCAGCUGCACAUAUAAGCCAGACACUGUGUAAUUGCAUGAAGGGAUUAAUGCAUGUUAUUUUGCAAAUCACUAUGUUACGCCCUGCUAGUUGAAGGACUUUUAACUCUUGUAAGCAAGUUAUCCAGGAUAACAGCUAGCCACUAAUCCCCACAUCCUGCAAAGACUGGCGAAGUAAAUGUAAGCAUUUAAAACUCUCCCAGUCACUGGACAAAGUAGUAUGUAUUAGAAUUUUGAGGAGAGCAAGGAACCUGUAUGUGUCCAGAAUUUGUCUUUUUUUUUUUUUUUUUUUUUUAAUGGAGCAAUGCACAGUUUACAAACCCUCACUGAAAGUCAGCUUUAACCAUACUUAGCAUGCUUACCUGUACAUGACAUACAGAAAGAAGAUAUACACUGUACUUAUCAAACACUUGAAUUAUUUUUCUAAUAAAUGCAGAACACAAGCUGAUAUUUGUAAAAAGUAUAUUGCAAAACUUGAAUCUCUCCUUGGUUUUUGGUAUAUAGGUUAGCAGCAUUCCAUUCACAGUUUCAGCUGGUUUGGUUGUACCAGUUUAUCACUUACCACAGUGCUCGCAGUUUCCAUAACUUCAUUAAAGUUACUGGCCUUUGCUCAAAGGUGAGUCUUGGCAAAAGAAUUUUCUCAGGAAAUAUUCCAAAUGGUGCCUGACUAUUGCACGAGCUUUAUUAAAAAAAAAAAAAAAAAAAAAAAAAAGAGCCUAGAUAGAUUAAAAAUAAAAAGUUACUCAAAGUCACUGCAUCAGAUCAGAUACCAAUGAUAUGGGAAGAGUUUUUCUUUUUUUUUUUUUUUUUAAUUAGAAGGUAGGUAGCUUAGUGAACCAGUGCUUAUACUUUAAUUAGGCAUUAAGUCUUUGUUUUACUAUUUUCAGAUGUGUAAAGGAAGGUAUGUCAUCUUUCAUGGCAGUUUUCUGUGUAAAACUAACUUUCAGAUACUGAUUAAAAAUUAAAGAAAUUGAACUCAGAA